AUGGACGUUCCCCUGGCACUCCCUUUUGCCACCCUCGUCGUGGUCCUUCUGCUCUCCUCCGGCCCCAUCGCGGCCGAGGUGGAUGGCACAGCUGUGCUUGGAGAGGCGGUCCUGACACUUGACGCAGGCAACUUCUCGGAGGUGGUGGCCAAGCACGAGUUCAUAGUCGUCGAGUUCUACGCGCCAUGGUGUGGCCACUGCAAGGAGCUCGCUCCAGAGUACGAGAAAGCAGCCUCCAUGCUGAGGAAGCGCGACCCUCCAGUGGUGCUCGCGAAGGUGGAUGCGUACGACGAGAGCAACAAGGAGCUCAAGGACAAGUACAAGGUACAUGGGUAUCCGGCCAUCAAGAUCAUCAGAAAAGGAGGGAGCGACGUGAGCGCCUAUGGUGGCCCGAGGGACGUGGAGGGUAUCGUGGAGUACCUCACGAGGCAGGUCGGCCCGGCAUCUCUCGAGAUCAGGUCUGCAGUGGAUGCCUCACGCUCCAUCGGCGACAAAGGGGUGGUCCUUGUGGGUGUAUUCCCUGAGUUUGCUGGUAUUGAGUAUGAGAAUUUUAUGGCCGUGGCAAACAAGAUGCGAACAGACUAUGAUUUCUUUCACACAUCGGAUGCGAGCAUUCUGCCACGUGGUGAUCUGACCGUCAAGGGCCCCCUUCUUCGACUCUUUAAGCCAUUCGAUGAGCUGUUUGUCGAUUCACAAGAUUUUGAUGACGAUGCAAUCAAGAAGUUUAUUGAGGUGUCUGGUUUCCCUACUGUAGUUACCUUCGACGCAGACCCGACCAACCAUAAGUUUAUUGAAAGAUACUACAGCACGCCUAGUGCCAAAACAGGCAAUGCUUUUCUUGCGCUUCAGUGA
Triticum turgidum subsp. durum (durum wheat) is the source of this 852-nucleotide messenger RNA. Lineage: Eukaryota; Viridiplantae; Streptophyta; Magnoliopsida; Poales; Poaceae. The record is from the annotation of a GenBank genome assembly.